CAGAUUUUAUCGAUGACUUUCAGAGGAAAUCGUUAAAUCCUACAAUUCUUCGAUAUUUUGUUAUAUUUAAUGCAUCGUUAAGUAUCAAAAACUACAAUAUCGUGAAUAUAAUUAUAUUUUUUAUUUCAUUGACUGAUUAAAAUCUUACAAAAAGGUGAAGCAUUGAUGGUCAGAUACUCAUGUUGACCAAGUAUUAGAUUCCAGUAUGGAAGUUUAUCUGUCACAGUUAAAAGCUAGUCUAGGUGAGAGAGAACAGACUGGUUAUAUACAUGCUGUGAUUGGAAAUGAGGCUUGUGAUCUAGAUUCAGCUGCAUCUGCUAUCAUUUAUGCCUAUUAUCUUCAUUCUAAAAAUGCGGACCAGAACACUGUCGUCAUACCUGUACUGAACAUUGCAGCGAGUCAGUUCCGAUUACGAACGGAAACCACAUAUUUCUUCAACAAGCUCAACAUACCGUCAGACUGUCUUUUAUUUAAGGAUAAUGUGGAGUUUGGUAGAUGGCAGUCCGAGGACCGAUUAAAACUGACGCUAGUAGAUCAUAACGUUCUGACAGGUACGGACGUACAGUACGAAGAUUGUGUGGUACAAGUUAUCGACCAUCAUGUGCUCGAGAGGAAGUCAGAUGACAGAGUCGAUGUGAAGCUUGAUUUUGUUGGAUCAUGCUGUACUCUUGUUGCAGAAGAGCUUCUGAAUGACCCAGAUUUUGAGUUAGAUGACACAGUAGCUCAGCUGCUUUAUGGUACAAUAUUGGUUGAUACUAUAAAUAGAUCACCAGAAGCAGGAAAGAUAACUCCGAGAGAUGAAGCUGUUCUCAGUCAGCUUCAGUGUAUUAUACCUAAUGUAAAGGGAGAUAAUUUGUUUGAAGAUAUCCAGGCUGCCAAGUUUGACAUAUCAGGAUUGUUAAACAUGGAGAUUCUCGAGAAGGAUCUUAAGAUGGUAAAUGGCACUGCCAUGACGAUAUCCAUGUGCUCCGUUACCAUGGAAAUGAUGGAGCUACUUAAUAGAGAGAAUUUUAAGAAGGACCUGGAUGAGUUCUGCGAGAAACAGAGCUGUGAUGUGAUCGUCAUCAUGACCUUGGUAAAUAAUGACGAGGGUAAACCAGAGAGACAGAUUGCCGUUUAUUCUAAAAAUAGAAUAUUUCGAGACCAGAUAUCUGACACCAUGGACAACUCUGAGGAUAUUGAUCUAGGGCUCGAACCUUUAUACCCACCAUUUGAGGACAUUUCAGUUUUUACACAGAACAAUGUACAGGCUUCAAGGAAAAAGGUGAUGCCAAUCCUGAAGUCAUUUCUUCAUGGUGACAUCACGCCUGAUGUUUCCAGCAAAGAUUUCGUAACACAGCAUUCUGUUGCCAUGGCAACGGAAGGAUUCAGUCAUCUAGAAGUGGGUGAGUCUGAAACUGUGCCUGAAGAGACUGAGACAGAAAAUCGUGUGAAAUUCACGAUUGAAUCCUUGGAAAGGAGUUCAACAGACGAAGAGUUAGUGCCAGUUGAAAGUUUCGGGGAAAGUUAUAAAAACUAUGAUUCUGUGGAUUUGGAUAGUUCUGGCAGUAUUGGGGUUAAAAACACUGUCCACGUGCAGCAGAUCCCCCAUGAUUUCGAUCUUUCAAUUAAAGGUGGUACCGCAGACAGUAACAAAACGUCACGAAAUACCCAGAAUCCUUUUGGAGAUUUACCGUCGUCUGAUUUCAAUUCAGCCUUGUUGUCAUCUGCUCAUUCUAGUAACAUUUUUGAUCUUGGAAUAUCUGAUAGUGAACUUGUUGACCCUUUUAGUUCAGUUGAAGAUUCUGCAAAUCCAGAUUCUGUAGUAAAUAGCCCAAAGACGAAUAUAUUAGGUAAAAGUAGUGAAAAUGAAGCAAAAUCAGUUGACAUUAGUGAAGAUUUGGAACCACAUGUUAAUGAAGUGGGUGAACUUGAAGGAAAUAGUGAAAACCAAAUUAUAUCUUGUGAUACUGGAAAUCCAAUUGUUAAAGAAGCUUCAGUGACUGAAGAUGAUGAAAUAUAUGCUCAAAAUGGAAAUCCGUUUUUAAGUGAUGAUUCUGAGAGGUCAGAACAGGUUGUGAAUUUUCAAUUGAGUGAGUAUGGUGAGGAUGGUAACGCAGCUGACGAUUUUUUCAAUACGAAUGACAAUAAUGCCAAUAAAUUUGGUGCUGUUAACUUUCUAGAUGUGAAUACACUAAGGAUUGAUCAUCCGCCAGCUCGGAAAUCAGCAAGUCUGAUUGUCGAGUGUGACGAUAAAUCGCAGGCUGAUGAUUUAGCUGAACUUGAAGAAUCGGAACUCUUUGAUAAAAUGAAUACACCGGGUCAUUCCGGUGAAAAUAGUCCAUUUGCAAUGUCUGGUUUAAACUCCCCUUUUAUCAAUUCUGGCACUGGCACCCCUUUUGAGUUACCAUCGAAUUACCAUUCCAGAACGACCUCAGAAUCCGGUUUCCCCGACAUUGCUCCGCCUCCAAAUAGUUUAAUGGAUAACGGUUUUAGUGAAGAUGAUACGGACAGACGGUUGCCGAGUUUUAAUAGUGCGGAAAUGGUAGACCGAAUUCAGCAGAAAAAAGCUUCUCUAGGAGGUGGUCAAGGUCUUUUCGAUCUGGAUGAGAAAGCCGAAGAGUCCAGUACUCCGUACACACCUCAGAAUAGUUACCGUGAAGAAGGAUUGUUCAUGCGAGAUAAUAGUCUUCCUAACCUUAUGGAUUCCGAUUUUGUUGAAAAAGUUCAACAGAAAAGAAAUUCUCUUUCAGCUAAUCUUCUAUCCUCAGACACUAAUGAGAAGACAGAAGUUAAAGUCUCCUCAACAAAUCCCUUCGGAGAUUUUACUGAUGCUACAAUAGUAUCAAAUGUGCCAUCUUCCAAUCCGUUCUUUCAAACCAACGAGCAAAGUUUAGAAUUUGAUCCAUUCAGACCCAUAGGCACAUCUGCUGAUGAAGGUAGUGAAGUUGUGCAAGGUGGUGCAUCUAAUCAGGAUUUUAUGGGAGAUUUAAGUGAAUUUAAACCAACUAGUGAAGUUACUGGUACAAAUGAAGACAUUUUGGAUAUAUUUGGUGAUUCAAGCACAAACAAAACGGAAACUCUUGUACAAAAUCAAACCAGUUUUCAAGAUUGGUUUGGUUUUUCAAGCUUUGAUGGACUGGCUGAGUCCAAACAGGACCAAACUUUGAAUCCUUUUCUGGCAGAGUUUGAAAACAAUGCAGAGACUGAACAAGAUUCUGAUGAUAAAAAUAUAGAUACAAGAACUAACAUGUCUAUAGAAACUAGUGAAUUUAUUGAGCAGCCAGUUGAAACAAACGAAAUUAACGACCAGUCUGUUGCAAGUGGAGAAAAUGGUGACCAAUUGGUUGAUACUAAUGAAAUUAUUGACCAGUCAACACUGAAAGCACUGAAUGACUCAGCCAAUUUAGAAGCAGCCGACACUGUCUCAGAAGCAUUAGCAAGGGAGAUAAUUCAUAACGCCAUAGAAACGUUUCCUGACUUGUCCAAUCCUUUACUUGCGACAGAAAUGAUGCAAAGAAAUGAUGCUGAUUGGACAGAACAAGGUUCUGGGGAUUCUGGGAUAGGCUCUACCGGAUCUCCACAGCAAGGACCAAAAGGUGGAGCCAGGAAGUUGAACCAUGAUUAUUCUGUAGAGACGGAGUAUUUACCAAGUAUGGAUCCCCUUCAUGGCAGCCUUAAUAUAACCUCAACAUCUGACACACGCAGUAUAGAAACAGACGCUGACAAAGAGGUGAGAAUCCGGAUUUUUGUUUUCCCAUUUAACUUACUAUGAAUGAUACCUGUAAAAUUCAGUUUCCUUACCACUG
Ruditapes philippinarum (Manila clam) is the source of this 3788-nucleotide messenger RNA. Its product is annotated as protein prune homolog 2-like. The coding region runs from base 206 to 3754 and encodes 1182 amino acids. Gene Ontology annotation, molecular function: exopolyphosphatase activity. The transcript has 11 exons. NCBI's taxonomy places the organism in Eukaryota, Metazoa, Mollusca, Bivalvia, Venerida, Veneridae. The record is from RefSeq and is a predicted model, not a curated record. Gene Ontology annotation, cellular component: cytoplasm.